AUGCGCCUAUUAGGUCGCCUAUCUGUCUUUCGACCACCGUCUUCCACACGUAUUUAUUCCAUCUAUUUAUCCGGUUUCAAGAGGAGGAUGUCGACCCGGACGUACGCCGAUGCGAUCGACCACCUCAACUCUCUCCAGUCCAAUGCGGCGACCCUCGAAGCAGUCCGAGCAUCCGGGGGACGGCUGAGCGAGUUCGCAAUACCUGAGAUGAUAGAGUAUCUGGGCAGGAUCGGAUACAGUGCAAGUCGUCCACAGACUUCUGACCUGAACCGAUUGAAUGUGGUCCACAUUACUGGGACGAAGGGAAAGGGCUCAACGUCCGCCUUUACGGACUCCAUCCUGCGCCAUGCAAAGCCUCAGUGGAAGAUUGGUCUCUACACCUCUCCGCACCUGGUCGCAGUGCGGGAGCGCAUACGCAUUAACGGCGCUCCCAUUUCGGAGGAGCAAUUUGCUAAAUUCUUCUUUGAUGUCUGGGACCGAUUGGAGCAAAAUGACGAGUGUGCCCUUCCACAAACACCCAAAAUGCCCGCAUAUUUCCGCUUCGUGACCCUUGUUGCCUAUCACGCCUUCCUGUCAUUGAAGGUGGAUGCAACCAUCCUGGAAGUCGGUGUGGGAGGGAGGUAUGAUAGCACAAACAUUGUCCCCAAGCCAGUAGUCACAGGAGUUUCUGCCCUCGGCAUUGACCAUACCGCCGUACUGGGGAAAACGCUGAAGGAGAUUGCUUGGCAGAAGGGCGGUAUCUACAAGGAAGGUGUUCCCGCAUUGACAGUCGAUCAGCCUGAGGAGGGCAUGGAGGUUUUGAAGCAGCAGGCGAUAGACACCAAGACAUCUGGAUUUGCCGUAGUACCACCUACGCCAGGCUUGUCGAAGAUUAAGCUAGGCACGCCCUCGUCAUUGCCGGGAAAUUCUCUUGCAGGACUCGCCGGGAAACAUCAAUAUCAGAACGCAAAUCUUGCUGUCUACCUCGCAAAGAUCUUCUUACGCGUGACGACCGGUGAAGUACAGGAGGCAGCACUUCCCGGCGCAUUCGUGGAGGGUCUGGAGCGCACCAAGUGGCCCGGCCGUUGCCAAACAGUGCCAGCGCCGAACGAUACAGACCUAACAUGGUUUCUAGACGGCGCACACACCAAGGAGAGCCUCGAAUGCUGUGUGGAAUGGUUUGUCAGUCCAGAGGUUACCUUAAGACCACUUGAUAAUUCGAAAACGCUCACGAGGGUUCUGGUGUUCAACUGUACGAAUGGUCGUUCUGGAAAGAGCCUCUUGAGCGUCAUGCUCGAGAAGAUCGCGUUGCAGUUGCAGCUGCACGGGCGAGAUGACGAUCCUCACAAGCUCUUCGAGCACGUAGUGUUUUGCACAAACGUCACAUAUUCUGAUGGAGGCUUCAAAGGAGAUCUAACAACUCACGCAAUACCGACGAACGAUCUGGCACAUUUACAGACACAGCAUGAUCUUGCGUCUGCGUGGUUGUCGCUCGUUCCAAACUUCCCCUCACAACAGGUCUACAUCCUCCCGUCAAUAGAAGAUGCUAUCAAGACGGUGAAGCGACUGCGUACGAGCGCCGGCAGUCCUCGCGUUGACGUGCUUGUUUCGGGCAGUCUGCAUCUUGUCGGCGGUGUGAUCGAGGUGGCAGGGCUGUCCGAAGUUGCGUUGUAA
Messenger RNA from Postia placenta MAD-698-R-SB12, 1653 nucleotides. RefSeq lists its product as hypothetical. NCBI's taxonomy places the organism in Eukaryota, Fungi, Basidiomycota, Agaricomycetes, Polyporales, Adustoporiaceae. Gene Ontology annotation, biological process: tetrahydrofolylpolyglutamate biosynthetic process. Gene Ontology annotation, molecular function: ATP binding; tetrahydrofolylpolyglutamate synthase activity. Bases 1 to 1653 code for a protein of 550 amino acids. The record is from RefSeq and is a predicted model, not a curated record. The transcript has 10 exons. Gene Ontology annotation, cellular component: cytosol; mitochondrion; cytoplasm.